Pantherophis guttatus is the source of this 1998-nucleotide messenger RNA. It is a transcript of the gene EIF2D, whose product is annotated as eukaryotic translation initiation factor 2D. NCBI's taxonomy places the organism in Eukaryota, Metazoa, Chordata, Lepidosauria, Squamata, Colubridae. Gene Ontology annotation, molecular function: translation initiation factor activity. Gene Ontology annotation, biological process: translational initiation; formation of translation preinitiation complex. The record is from RefSeq and is a predicted model, not a curated record.
CAUUCUUAAGGUAACUAAUUUCACUAUAAUUCACUAUCUGAACAGCACACGGAGUCUUGGCAUUUCUUUAAAUAUGUUCGUCAAACCUUUCAGGGUAAAAUCCAACACCUCCAUCAAAGGUUCCGAUAGGAGGAAAUUGAGAAAUGAUGUUGCAGCAGGAUUUCCCACCCUAACUUCUGAACAACUGGCUGAAGUUGUGCCAAUGAAAGAGGAAUUGAAUAUUAUUAAAAUAUAUACUCAUAAAGGAGAAAUUGUCACAGUCUAUGCCAAUGGCAAAAAUCCUAUCCUUUUUGAAAUGGAGAAAAUGCUAUAUCCAACAGUGUAUACUCUGUGGUCUUAUCCCCACCUUCUUCCUGCCUUUUCUACUUGGCCACCUGUGAUGCACAAAUUAGUAGGAGGAGCAGACUUAAUGCUUCCAGGAGUUAUAAUUCCCAAAUGUGGUCUUCCCCAGAUAAAUCGAGGUACUCUCUGUGCUGUUACCUUGGUGGAAAACAGAGCCCCUGUGGCCAUUGGAACAGCUAUUAUGACAACUGCUGAGAUGGUAGCAGCUGGAAUGAAAGGAAAGGGUUUCACAGUGCUGCACACUUACAUGGAUCACCUAUGGGCAAUUGGUGACAAAUCAAGGCCACCUACAAUACCCCCCUUAGAAAUAGAACCUUCAGAGAUGGUAGCUGGAGAAGAGGAGGAACAGAAGAACGAAGAAGGGGAAACACCUCAAAGCAGCCUCUCUCUUGAUCCAUCCUUGCAGAUGGACAUUGAACAUCUCAACUUAGAGGAAGACAUUUCGUGUAGUAUCAUGGGUGAAAAAGAGGAACUCGGUCAAAACGAUGCUGCUGAAAAGACUGAAGAGAACGAACCAAAUAUUUCUCAGGAGAUGGAAGAUAACAGAAGUCCACAAGAGCAAAUGGACGCCCUGCUUUAUCAGUGUUUCUUUCAUGCCUUAAAAUGUAAAGUGAAGAAGUCAGAGCUCCCUCUGCUGACCAGUACAUUUUUGCGUAACUAUAUGUUUUCCUGCUGUCCAAAAGAUCAACAACUGGAUAUAAAGAAAUCUAGCUACAAAAAGUUCUCAAAAUUUUUGCAGUCAAUGCAACAGCAGAAGAUUCUCCAGGUGAAAGAAUUGAGUAAGGGUGUGGAAAGUAUUGUGGAAGUAAAUUGGAAACACGAAAGCAUUAGAUCCUUCAUUGUACCUGAAACUGCAGCAUCAGAAAUGUCUGUCGAAGACUGUAAAAGUGAUGACCAAGAACAACUGUACCAUCCUCCUGAAAUUAUACCACUUUAUGGAAUCUCAUCAAAGAUGGCCCCAUUGUUUCAAGAGUCUGGAUAUAAGAAAGGCCAUACCCUCUCCAGCAGUGAAGUGAGAAGUGUGAUAAUCAGCUAUGUGAAGGCUAAUGAAUUGGUUGAUGAAAUAAACAAAAACUUUGUAAAGGUAAAUCCAAUUUUGUGUGACUGUCUGUUGGACAAAGCAGAGCAAGAUGAAAUCUCAAAACUCAAGUGGGAUGAUCUCCUCAGCAGGUGUCUAAACAGACUAGAACCCUUCCAUCAGGUAACCUUUUGGGGACAAGCACCUGUUGUGAGAAAAGGAAAUAUUCUUCCAAUUGAUGUAACCGUAGCACAGAGAUCAGCCAAUAAAAAGGUAACAAUAAUCAAGAAUCUUGAGUGGUAUGGUUUGGACCCUCAGGCUGUUGCUAGUACCCUUCAGCAAAAGGUUCAAGCUAGCGCCACUAUUGUCGCAAUCCCUGGAGCAAAGGACAGAUCACAAGUCCAGAUACAGGGCAAUCAGAUCAAUCAUCUUGCUAAACUGCUCUUAGAGGACUACCAGAUACCUAGCAGUUAUAUCCAAGGUCUUAAGAAAGCACCAAAAAUGGGGCGGAAAAAGUAGCCAAGCCUGUACCUCAGAUUAAGAGUAUGUUAUAAAUAUAUUAUUCAGUGAAACUGAAUCCAAAUGCCUUAUAAAUAAACUAUUUUUAUUUAAUAGAUAAAAUAAAGACUUUUCCCAGA